Closterium sp. Yama58-4 is the source of this 4809-nucleotide messenger RNA. The record is from the annotation of a GenBank genome assembly. Lineage: Eukaryota; Viridiplantae; Streptophyta; Zygnematophyceae; Desmidiales; Closteriaceae.
AUGGAGCACAUGGCGUUUCACGAGAAUGAGAAGCUAGGGCAGAUUCAGAAGCACGCUUCAGCGCCGCCUGCUCGCUGCUCUUCCAAGCUCAACCCCUCCGAUUCCUCCUCCGAGUCCUCUCAAAACCCUGAUGAUACAUGCUCAGACGACAAGCUUGGCGAAACACAAGCGAAUUCGCCAGAUUCGCCAAUCGGCAAGCUGUCCAAUCCGAACGCGUCCAGCCCCAAGGCUCGUCAACGAGAGAAUUCCAGCGAUGCAUCCGUGAGAAAAUUCGCUGCCAAGCAGACUGAACAUGAGAAAAAUCCGUCAAAUGAAUCCGACGAGUCAUCCUCGCGGCCCGCCAGCUUGUCAGACCGCGCCAAGGAGCGCUUGCAGCGGAUAGAGGAAGCAGCCGCCGCCGCGAAAUCCGGAAACGAUCCUUUCAAGGGCAUGGUGGCUGUGGCAGCCCAACGGCUGCAAGACUACUUCGAUCAGACUAGCCUGGUUGGGGGUGCAGGGGGGGUUGGUCAGGAAGGGGUUGGGUUGAGGGGUGAGGAGGCGGAGGGGGGGGAUGGGAGCAAGGAGACGGCGUGGCAGCGGUGGGAGAGGGUGUUUGGAGAGGUGGAGGAGCGAGAGGCCAUGCUGACGAGUCUGCAGGUGGGGACAGGGAACGCGCUGGGAAUCCACCACCGACAACAUGCUUUGCAUUAUCCUUCUCAUUUUCCUCCCCUGCUCUCCUGCUCUCCUGAAACUCCUUUCCUGCUCCCCUCUUUCUCUUCUGCUCCUCUCCUCGUCUCCCCCUCUCCUGCUCCUCUCCUGCUCUCCUCCUCGCCCGCUCUCCUCUCCUCCUCUCCUGCUCGCUCUCAUGGACUCACUCACCCGCGUCCCUCUGCUAUCUGCUUCCAACUGGACGACCUGGUGGGCGAUGAGGACUUCACGGCAGCUGCCAAGCUGCAGGCCGCCAUCCGUGCGCUGGAGGACCAAGACGCCAUGGCUGCCGUCUUCACUGAGCUCAAGGCGGCGGUGGCGGAGGAAAGGUACAGCGAUGCCAAACACCUCCGCGACGAUGCUGGCGCCGGGCUGGUGGGGUGGUGGGCAGGGCUGGACGAGAGUGGAUCAGCGGACCCCUUCGGGCGACUCGUGCACGUGUCACAGCAGCACGGCAAGCUGCUCGCCAAGUCCUACACUGCCAAGCAGCUGUCAGUGGCAGGGCAGGGCAUUCCCAUCUUUGAGAUGUACGUGGCUCGCAAUGCCGCCAACCCCAACCGAUACGACCGCCAGGCAGUGUACCUGCACCACGAGACAGCCACCAUGCAGGGCAAGGGCGCUUCCUCCACCACCACAAGCCCUGCGCCAAGCACCUCCCCCUCAACCAGCAACAGUGCCACCGAUGCUGCCCCCCUCGUCCCCGUCAUCAUCAUCAGCAUCCGCGCCUGCCCCAUCAUCCACGCCACCGUCCAGCGUGCAACGGAUCCAGCCUCAGGCCAGGCGUCACCUUCACCAGUUCCACCCACCCCUCCGCCCUCUCCCUCCGCUGCCUCCUCCCCUCCCUCCUCCUCCCCUUCCUCUGCCUCCUCUCCCCCCUCGUCUCUCCCGCCCGGCGCCGACGAUAGCUUAUCGCGGGUGCUUGAUUUCUUCCGCGAGCGGUUACCAGACGUGAAGCUGCGGGUCUUCCCUGUCGUGUCCCCUGCUGACGUGGCAGCACCGGACGGGUCGGGCGCUGCAGGGACAGCAGAUAUUCCGCGUAUUGUAGAGGACGUGGUGAAGCGGAUAGCGAGAGACAGGGAAUCUGCAGCUGCUGCUGCAGCGGGGGAGGCAGCAGCGUCAGCAGCAGGGGGGGAGGGAGGGAAUGAGGGGGAAUCUGGAAGCGACAGCGGUGCAGGUGAUGGUGUGGGGAAAGUUAAGGGGCCAUUACAAGGAGACAGUAUGAAGGAUGAAAGUGAAGGGGUUGUUCCUGGCAGAGGGGACACGAGUGACAGUGGAGAAGGGGAGGGCACUGUGCAGGGGGGCAGGAGUGGGACGUCUGGAGCUGGUGUGGUGGUUGGUGAAGCAGGUGAAGCGGGAGAGGCAGCAGUGCCGUCUGUACAGGCAGAGAGGGCAGGUGCAGAUGCAGGUACAGGGAGCAGGGACGGUGGUGCAGACGACCCGAGGCGUGCCAGUCAGCUGCCAGAGCGUGACUUGCGGCGUCUGAGGGCGUUUAGAGAGCGAAACGGGAUGACUGGCGAGGGCACAGGUGGGAGCAAGAGCUCUAAUGGCAGUGACAGUGACAGCAGCAACAGUAGCAGUAGAGGAGAAAUAGGCAGGGAGGAGGUCGCAGGUGGGGUGGACAGGGAGGGACUCGCAGGCUCGUCUGGUCCUGGCAGAGGCAGUAGAGAGGGCGGGGGAGGUGGUGGUGGGGAGGGGGAAGGCGGGGCGGAGCGAAGCGACGUUGAGGACGGAUCAGAGGAUGCAGAGGGGCGGCAGGGCAUCGCUGUGCGCGUGGUGGUGGGCGGAGUGUUCCCGGGGGACGGCGCAGGGGAGAGCGUCACCAAGGUGCCAGCGAGGAUCGAGUGGCGAGGCAAGGACGCGUUUGUCCUUACUGUGGAGGACAGCGAGGGCGAUCGGGAUGCAGCUAGCAGCAGCAGCACGGGAACAUCUGCAACUGACCCAGCAGCACCGCAACCCCCCUCCUCUUCGUCCUCUUCCUCCUCGUCCCAGUCAGCAGCGGUGCAGGCAGCGGUGAGUGAGCGGCUGGCAUCAGCAGCAACGAGGGCAGCGGCGAAUCUGAUGCCGGAGGACGUGGCCAAGCAGCUGUGGGGCGUCGACCGCUUCUCAGGACCCGAGGUGUUCAAGGACAAGGACGUGGCGCAGCUGAUCCGCACGGCAGUGCAGCAUGUGCAGAGGAGGCGCUACACACUGCCCAGAACCACCGCCUUCACUCGCAUCCAUGCCGCCGAUGCCACCACCGACCCCUUUGCUGGUUUGUACGUGGGUGCAUAUGGCCCAUACACUUCCGAGGCUAUUCAGGUCAGGCGUAGGUUCGGCACGUGGGAGGAACCAGAGGGGGAGGAGGAGGAGAGUGGCGCUGGGGAGGCAGGGGAGGGGUCCGGGAGGAGGAAGAGGCAGGGCGAGCGGGCGUUGGUGCCGCCGUUUGAGUACGUGGAGGGGGUGAAGCUCACAGGCGACUUCAAUGUGCCUGCAGGCAAGGUGUCUUUUCGAGCAAAGAUCGGGCGGCAUUGGCAGAUGCCGUUCCGAGGGGUGUACCCCGAUGAGCUGGGUGUGGUUGCGAGGUACCCUGGCCAGGGUCAGCUGGCAGAGCCGGGUUUCAAGAAUCCUCGUUGGGUGGAUGGGGAGUUGCUUGUCUUUGAUGGAAAGGGUUCUCGCCACACAAAUGAGACUCCGGAGGUAGGCCCAGGGGGCGCGAAGAAGCGACAGCGAUCCCCGGAGGUAGUUGAGGUCAAAGAAGGAGGCGGAGUCAUGGAGCCAGCAAGAAAGAUAGCAAUAGCAGUGGAUUUGAGCGAUGAAAGCGCUCACGCAGUCAAGUGGGCUGUCAAGAACUAUCUACGUCCUUCAGACCAUGUGGUGCUGUUACAUGUUCGUCCCACCUCCGUGUUAUAUGGUGCGGAUUGGGGUGCGUCGGAAACCACAGAGGAAGCUCCUGAUAAGGAGACGAAGCAGAAGAUGGAGGACGACUUUGAUGCGCUGACCGUUGCCAAGGCGAAGGAUCUUGCUGCUCCAUUAGAAGAGGCUGGAAUACAGUACAAGACCCACAUUGUGAAAGAUCAUGACAUGAAAGAGCGUAUCUGCCUUGAGGUGGAGCGGGCUGGGGUCAAUGCCUGCAUUAUUGGAAGCCGAGGGUUUGGUGCAGAGAAGCGGUCAAGGAAGGCUCGCCUGGGUAGUGUCAGCGACUACUGUGUCCACCACUGUGACUGCCCUGUUGUGGUUGGCCCGGGGACUGAUAGAGGAGCAGUUGUGAAGAUACGUGAUGCCAUUAGACAAGAAGUUUCAUGCCAGGUUCAGAUUUUGAAUUAUACGAAGAAUGGUACUCCGUUCUGGAACCUUUUCCACAUAACUCCUGUUCAUAUGGGUCCGACGCAUGCGCUCGAGCAUUACAUCGGCGUACAGACUUGUUUGCCUGCACGGUUUGAAGCCGCUGAAGAGGUUACAACAACAUUAGCUUCUGGACAGAGCCCUGCAAGUGCUGGUGCUGCACAAGUCAGCCAAAAUGAUGGUGGCCUGCGUUUCCAAGAAUACGAAUCGCUUGCUCGGCUAUCAGCCGAGCUUGCUUCGAAUAAGUGGGCCUCUUUUUGUGAGCUCCUUCAGAGCUCUUUACCUGCUCAGAGAAAUGCAGGUCCUGAGAUUGCAGGCAGUUCAGUUGACUCAGUUUCUCAGCUUCCAGGAACGCUUCAGACAUCGCUGGCAAGAAUUCAUCAAUGCAUUGUACUGGUCGAUGCCACAAACUCAGAGUAUCCCAUCGUCUAUGCAAGCAAGCCCUUCUUAAGAAUGACAGGUUAUUCUUGGCAAGAAGUGGUGGGAAAAAACUGCCGCUUCCUUCAAGGACCAGAGACUAACCCGGACCAUGUCCAACAGCUUCGGGAGGCCUUACAUGGGAGCAGGUCAUGUUCUGUAAAUAUCCUCAAUUACAGAAAGGAUGGUUCGAAGUUUUGGAACCUGCUGCAUGUGUCUCCAGUGAGGUCCUUUGAUGGAAAAAUUCAUUUUUAUUGUGGUGUCCUGAUGGAAGUCCCAACAGGCGCGCAGUCACCUAUUCCCACAAAUGUUUCUCAGCAGCAGCUCGGUGUCGUUGGUGAAGUUAGGAUUGCAGUUAGAAGUCUAUCGUGCACAAAAAAAUAG